CCACCCCCAAGCGUUCGCGGGACGUUCGUUUUUGGCCAUUUUUGAGUUCCAAAAUUUACAUGUGUGUAUAGUUUUCAAUCCACAAGAAUCUGCCUUGUAUUUUGCAAAAACUGUUAGAUCCUGAUACAAAUUACGAGAAAAGAUGUCUAUUGGUAUUCCUAUAAAGAUUUUACACGAAGCCGAGGGGCAUGUUGUCACUUUGGAGACAAUGACGGGCGAAGUAUACCGAGGAAAAUUAAUCGAAGCUGAGGACAACAUGAACAUUCAAAUGUCAGACAUUACUUUGACAUCUCGAGACGGACGUGUAUCACAACUACAGAAUGUGUUUAUCCGUGGAAGUAAAGUUCGUUUUAUAAUUUUACCUGACAUGUUAAAGAAUGCGCCCAUGUUCAAGAAACAGAGAGACAAAGGCUCAUCGGCUGGUCGUGGAAAAUCUGCCAUCUUGAGAGCUCAAGGUAUAUUUUGUGUAUUGCACUGGAUAUUAAGAUAUUCACUAACUAAAUUUGCUUAUCAGUUUAGAAAAUGUGCACAAGAUUGUAUCUAAAGUGCAUACAAACGCUCAAGUCCUACUUAGCAAGUUGGAACGUAUGGUUAUCAAAGGAAUGGUCAGGAAUGGAUUCCGACCAUUGGGGCUUCAUAUGGUGCUUUGUGAAGGCCCGUUUACAGUUGCAAUUUUUGCUGCGAUUUCCAGUGCGAUUUCAUUCUUCUGAUGCAUGAGAACGAGUAGAUGGGUUAUGAAUGUUCUGAGUACAUGUUCCUUCAUCUGAACAUUCAUAAUUCAUCCACUCGUCCACAUCCAUCAGACUAUUGCUAUUAAUACUGCAAUUGCCCUGAUCCCCUCAUUGACGAUAAGUCUUUUUCAUUAUUUUGCAUUGCAGAUUGUUUGUUACCUACAUUGGGUAUUUGCACCACUAGAUAGUGCAUUUAGUUUGAUGGGCAACCCGUGUUUGAAGCCUGAUCAUUGGCGCAGAAAGUUGGCGGCGGCCAUAUAAUUUGGAGCUUCCCAAGAGCGAGAAAAUUUGAAUGUUUUAUUAUUGAAAGAAAUGCUAACUUAUUCCAUGUUGGUAUUCUAAGGCAAAACCCAUUGAUAGAAACAUUUUUCAAAGUUUUAGCAAUGCAAAUUUGUUGCAAAUAUGAGGAGUGGGAAUAUCCAAUAUGGCCCCCAGCCGGGUUUUUUGGAAGAAACCGCCGACAUUUUUGGCUUCAAUUUUUAUAUUAAAGAUGCACUAUCUAGUCCAUAAAUAAUAUCUAUGAUUUGCACACACUACCCUACAUGUUUCUAACUUUCUAAAUUUUUUAUUAGCGGCAGCAAGAGGUCGAGGGGAUCAUUUCCGUGGACGUGGCAGAGGCGGUCAUCGGGGAGGUGGUCAUCGGGGAGGAUUCCAACAUCGACGAUAAACUACCACAUCUCGUUUUUAUCCUAAUUGUCCCAUCAUGACCAUUGUCAUACCGGGAUGUAUCUUAGGAUCAUCAUCUUUAUAAAAUCAUUAUUUGUACAUAGAUUUGUGUAGAACUACUACAAGACUUGUCAAAUUUUCUGAUAGAAAUUAAGCCAACUCAAGAGGGAGGGAAUGUAACAAGAAUUCCAGCAACUUCUUGACAUGCAAGAAUUGCAGUAACUUCUGUUAUGAUGUUGAUUUUUAAGCUUUGUAUUUAUCUUAAAAUAAAGUAAAAAAAAUGUUUCUUGCGAGUGAAAGAUUUUUGGAAUAUACAGUCUGGCUAUCUUGUUUGACUAUUUGGGUGCUACUUGUUGCAAUAGUACUCAAAUUUAUGUGUUUGUUAGUUUUUAUUUCAAUAAACUUUGUAUGGCUAUAUUUCUCCAGAUUUCUCUUUGAUUGGUUGGAAGACGAAUAUCAUUUGAUCUCAACCAAUAAUCCAUGAAUAAAUGAGCCAAUCAUAUUACUUUAUUUUGCUCAGAAGCCCUGUGUACGAGGUUGUACAUCAGCAUACUUCCAUUCUCGUCCCCAGGACUUUUCGGCCACCUGUGUCCAACGAGUGGCCGAGUGAAACUCUAUGCAGUUGGUUCAUUCAAAGACAAGUUUUCGGCUGUGUUUCAAGUGUCAUCUCAUUUUAAGACCUUCCCACAUA
Paramuricea clavata is the source of this 2088-nucleotide messenger RNA. Lineage: Eukaryota; Metazoa; Cnidaria; Anthozoa; Malacalcyonacea; Plexauridae. The record is from the annotation of a GenBank genome assembly.